AAUGUGAUUAAUUAUGAUCACUGUGGCCUUGGAUUCUAAGUGUUCAAUCAACCGUACCUGUGAUUUUAAUAUAGACUUAUCUUUUUUAAGAAACAAACAUGACGGUUCUUGUAGGUCGUGGUUCAAUAAACUUAAAUAUAUCCAAUAUUUACUUUCAGAAAAGUAAACCAUACGUUUGAAGUAUUUCAAUGAUCGGUGGAUAUGGGUAGCUUUAGGACUAUUGGUAAAAAAAUUAAAAUGGCGAUGCCUAGAAUGCAGAGUAGUUCCAGCCAAUGUUGCUUAUGUUCUAUUGGUGUGUUUAUGUUUCUAUUUGGCAUCAUAAUGAUAGCUACGGGUGCUAGUCUUAUUCUUAAUUACGGGAUAGUAAACGACGAUUUGUUGCUACCAGAACUUAGAAACGAUGAAGGAAAGAAAAUUGUAGGAAUUGUUUUAAUAUGCGUAGGGUUAGUUUUUGGAAUAGUGAGUGUGUCUGUAAGUGCUUAUUACUUUUGCGCGCCUGAAAAACAUCCAACUAUCAAACCGGAUGAUAUCAGAAGCAUUUCUAAUGGAAGUACUUUGUCUGGUACAAGACUAACAUCUACACAGAGAUCUGGUUCUAGACCUGGUUCUAACCAAAGUGCAAGAAGCGGUUCUAACCAAAGUGCACGAAGUGGUUCUAAUCAAAGUGCAAGAAGUAAUGGUCAAGGGGCAAGACGGAAGGUUAGUCCAGCUGAUGGACCACUCAAACCGAUCGAAAAAUCUUCAGGGAGUCAAUUUUCUCAAAGUAUACCUAGUGUUCACCAUAGAUCGAAAAACAAACAUAAGACGAAAAAGAAAAGCAAGCGACUUGUAACAAAGACACCAUUAGAAGAUAUAAAAGAAUUAGAUACGGUGUCCAGGAAAACAAUGGACAUCGGUGACGAUAAUAAUUACGAUACUCCACGAAGCCCGAGUGAAUUAGACUCUGCUUCGAUUAAUACUAGUGAAACGUCUAGUAGAGUACCAACAUACCACGUGACAGAUUAUAGCAUACAACAGACAGAUCAUAGCAUAAUAGUACAAAAUGGGAGUAGCAUAAACAAUUCGAAUCAUUAUGACAUGCAAACAAAUAACAGUGAGAUUGACGCAUAUCAUAAUGCUCUUCCGGGCACAGCGUCCUCGGAAAACGACAGUGACGAUCAAAUCAUAAAUAAAAAUAAAAGAAAAAAUCAUUCGCAUGGUAGUCAUGACAAUCCAACUUUCGAUGGUUGUGAAUUAGAAUCCACCGGAAGCGAGUCUACAAUCAACAAAGCAAUAUUAAGUGAUGUAUACGACGAAAAGUCCCAAACUUCAUCAUUGUGAUAGUAGUUUUUUUUUAAAUACAACGCUGUGACGUCUGCUGGUUUCAAUCGUCACUCGCCUGCUGAAUUUUGAUUGGCUGGUCCACUCAUGUGAUAACAUAUUUGAAUGAAGUGCUGAAUAUUAUAAGUCACUGUUGUUUUUUUAAUGUUCUAUAACUAGUAGUUACAUGUUAAAAUGUGUCGUAUGCUUGUGUCAAAAUGCCAAAUAUCUCCGUCUUUAAAGUAUAAAUGAACUGUUUAUUAGAAAAUAUUAAAUGCGUUGCCUCCAAACGCUAGAUUCAUA
Mytilus trossulus (common blue mussel) is the source of this 1602-nucleotide messenger RNA. RefSeq lists its product as uncharacterized. The transcript is spliced from 2 exons. Bases 202 to 1320 code for a protein of 372 amino acids. NCBI's taxonomy places the organism in Eukaryota, Metazoa, Mollusca, Bivalvia, Mytilida, Mytilidae. The record is from RefSeq and is a predicted model, not a curated record.